Molecule: messenger RNA, 510 nt
Organism: Cucumis sativus (cucumber)
Lineage: Eukaryota; Viridiplantae; Streptophyta; Magnoliopsida; Cucurbitales; Cucurbitaceae
Exons: 3
Coding region: 1-510 (169 amino acids)
Source: RefSeq, a predicted model, not a curated record
AUGAAACCGCCACCUAAUACUACUCCGCCACCUCAGAAAGUAUGUCUUCUUCGCAGUGCUCUCUACGGUCUAAAGCAGGCUCCUCGAGUCUACUCUCAUGAUUCAGCCUUGCUCACUCGCCAGACAUCUAGUGAUAUUGUGCUCCUUCUUUUAUAUGUUGACGACAUGAUUAUUGUAGGUGAUGACCCUCAAGCAAUAUCUGACUUGCAAUGUUACCUAGGUAGGCACUUUGAGAUGAAGGAUUUAGGAACUCUAAGUUAUUUUCUUGGCCUUGAGAUCUCCUCCUUGUCUGAUGACUAUUACUUAUCUCAAGCUAAAUAUGCCACUGACCUCCUCAGUCGAUCUGGAGAUCCUACUGAUAGAAGAUAUACCACUAGUUAUUGCUUCUAUUUAGGUGAUGCUCUUAUCUCCUGGCGCUGCAAGAAACAAUAUGUCGUUCCUCGUUCUAGCACUGAGUCUGAAUAUCGUGCUCUAGCUGAUGCCACUUUAGAAUUAUUAUGGCUUCAUUGA